Molecule: messenger RNA, 2019 nt
Organism: Echinops telfairi (small Madagascar hedgehog)
Lineage: Eukaryota; Metazoa; Chordata; Mammalia; Afrosoricida; Tenrecidae
Gene: SYTL1
Product: synaptotagmin like 1
Exons: 15
Coding region: 129-1814 (561 amino acids)
Biological process (GO): exocytosis; intracellular protein transport
Cellular component (GO): plasma membrane; exocytic vesicle
Molecular function (GO): small GTPase binding; neurexin family protein binding
Source: RefSeq, a predicted model, not a curated record
UCACCUCUCUACUCCCAGUCCCUGAAGCUUGGCUGCCAGGGGAGCCUGGGUCACCCUAUGAAGGUGUCCCCUCAUUCUGGACCCUACAGGGAGCCACCUGUGCCCAACUAGAGCACAGCCCCCAGCUGAUGCCCCAGAGGGCCCACUCAUCUCACGAGGGGCUCUGGGCUCUGCCCUCCCUACCCAUGGCAUGUGAGCCAGAACCUGAGGUCGACAGGCUGCUGGACCUCAGCUUCCUGACAGAGGAGGAGCAGCAGGCCAUUGCCGACGUCCUGAAGCGAGAUGCCCACCUGCGCCAGCUGGAGGAGGGGCGAGUCAGCAAGCUUCGAGCCUCACUGGCAGACCCUGGGCAGCUGAAAAUCCAGACAGGGGACUGGUUCCAGGAAGCACGCUCCCAACGGCACCACCACGUCCACUUCGGCUCUGACCUGGUCCGUGCCUCCAUCCGCUGGAAGAAGAGCCCCAGGGGUGACCAGGCUCUGGGCAGCGAUGGGGAAGCUGAGGUUUCCGGGAAAGAGAAAGAAGAGGAGCUGGAGCCCCGGCGCCCCCUAAAUGAGGCCCCCCCAGAGAGGCUCAGCGAGGAGGCCGGGGUGCCGGAUUUGCCCUCCCCACCUACCCCCUCCAAGGUUUCCGAUUAUGAAGAGGAGGCUCAAACCCAGGAAGCCCCCUGCCUGCAGGGCGCGCAGGUCGACGCAGAGGAGGCGGAGCCAGAGCCGGCCCCACGGGGACAGCCGGAGCAGCGGCCCCAGCCCGCCCAGACCGAGGCGGCGUCCGAAGCUCUGGAGAACGGGGAGGAGGCCCCAGGGCCCGGCCCCUCACUGGACCGCAUGCUCAGCAGCAGCUCCUCCGUGUCCAGCCUCAACUCCUCCACGCUGAGUGGCAGCCUGGCUAGCCUGUCGGGGGACGCGGACGCAGUGCAGGUGCGUGGCUCGGUGCACUUCGCGCUGCGCUACGAAGCGGGCGCCGCCGAGCUGCGCGUGCAAGUCAUCCAGUGCCAGGGCCUGGCCGCCGCCCGGCGUCGCCGCUCGGACCCCUACGUCAAAAGCUACCUCCUCCCGGAUAAGCAGAGCAAGCGCAAGACUGCGGUGAAGAAACGGAAUCUGAAUCCGAUCUUCAAUGAGACCCUCCGGUACUCUAUCCCGCAGGCCGAGCUCCAGGGCCGGGUGCUCAGCCUGUCUGUGUGGCACCGCGAAAGCUUGGGUCGCAACAUCUUUCUGGGCGAAGUGGAAGUGCCCCUGAACACGUGGGACUGGGACUCUGAGCCCACCUGGCUCCCCCUGCAGCCCCGGGUCCCGCCUUCCCCGGAUGAGCUUCCCAGUCGUGGGCUACUCUCUCUGUCCCUCAAGUAUGUCCCCGCCAGCUCGGAGGGCCCCGGACUGCCCCAGAGCGGGGAGCUGCACUUCUGGGUGAAGGAAUGUCAGGACCUGGUGCCACUUCGCUCUGGCUCCCUGGAUACCUACGUACAAUGCUCAGUGCUGCCCGACGACAGCCGGGCCAGCCGCCAGCGGACUCGGGUAGUGCGCCGCAGCCUCAGCCCCAUGUUCAACCACACCAUGGUUUACGACGGCUUCGGGCCUGAAGACCUCCGCCAGGCCUGUGCUGAGCUCUCCCUCUGGGACCACGGGGCCCUGACGAGCCGCCAACUGGGGGGCACACGCCUCAGCCUGGGCACCGGGAGCAGCUACGGGCUCCCGGUGCCCUGGAUGGACUCCACACCUGAGGAGAAGCGGCUGUGGCAGACCCUUCUGGAGCGGCCCUGCGAGUGGGUGGACGGCCUCCUUCCCCUCAGGCCGAAUCUGGCUCCCAGGACAUAGCUGCCCCUGGACCCCCAUCUCAGGGCCUGCCCUUGGCUCAAGUCAGUAAAGUCUUUCCUAAGGGCAUUGAGGAGCGGAUGUCUGCUGGGAAAGCGGGGGCGGGUGACAGCAGGCUAGAACCAGGGACGGACGGGGAGGGGUUUGGGGCAGAGGACACUUCAGAUUCAGCCCUCAGACUUCACUAAGACAAAGGUAAAAAAAUGUU